CCUAACGAAGAGGCAGCCUAAAUGGCUAUGAAGCUGCAAAAAUGGCGAAGUCUAUCUCCCUCUCUAUACAUGAUAAAUCGAAGCUGCGUCGUUUUCAAUCAACGUCUAUUACACGAUGGCCCAGACACCUUAGAAGAACUAUUAGACAGACAUUUAGUGAAGAAAGAGAAAUCAUUUGACGAGGAAGAAGAAGAGAUUCUGAAUCAGCGGCGAUUAACCAGCACGCGGCGUGAAGCGCUGCAUUUAUACCGAGACAUCUUGAGGGCCACCCGGUACUUUAUGUGGCCCGAUUCGCGAGGAGUGUUGUGGAGAGAUGUAUUGAGGGAGAAUGCGAGGAAGGAAUUUGAAGAGGCCCGGUUUGAAAAAGACCCGGAAAUUGUGACCCGGUUGCUCAUUGGCGGCAGAGAGGCUGUGGAAUCGGCGAUUGAUAAACUUGUUGAGAAGCAGAGAGAGCAAAUUGAGAAAGAACGUCGCGGCGGCGGAGGGAAUCGUUGAUUAGUCGAUGAGGGUUUUCUGUAAGAGAGUUUAAACGAGAUCAUCUAAGCAUUCUCUACUAGUUAAUUAUUGCUCCCAUUUGCGAUUUUCGAUAGCCUGAAGGGAUGAGAAACUGGAAUUCUUUGCUGGGAUGAAGAGUCUGCUGCCAGAAAAAAGAAAAUGAUCACUGUAUGAACAGACAGGAUAGUUGGAUCAUGGAUGGUUGUUGUAUGUGCACUUGACGGUGCAAGGAUGACAGGCAAUGAUGCCUCCCAGGGCUUGAAGGAAAGAUUGAUUCAUAUGCACUAGAGAAAGGGGAAAACUGAUCCUGCACCAAAACCUUUUCGUCAAUUCAUUCCACGAAGAAAUAGGAACCUAUCCUUGCAAGCACCAGCAGUUUUGGAAUUAUGUCUGCGGCCAGCUGUUGAACUCGCGACAUGAUCAUUACUCUCUAAUUCUAUGUAAAAUAAUUAUUUCAAGUUUAAAUUAUCAUGUGAGUUGUGAAAGUACAAGGAAGAUUUAUAUUAUUCUUUAAAAA
Messenger RNA from Populus euphratica (Euphrates poplar), 1012 nucleotides. Its product is annotated as LYR family of Fe/S cluster biogenesis protein. The record is from RefSeq and is a predicted model, not a curated record. NCBI's taxonomy places the organism in Eukaryota, Viridiplantae, Streptophyta, Magnoliopsida, Malpighiales, Salicaceae. Bases 22 to 495 code for a protein of 157 amino acids. The transcript has 2 exons. Gene Ontology annotation, biological process: mitochondrial respiratory chain complex III assembly.